CUGACUGUCAUCUGAUUUCUCUUUUUUGCAGCUUCCUUGUUAGCUGCCUCACGUCCAAGCACGAAAACAACGGUACCACUUAAUUUCUCUCCAUUUUCUCCCUUUUUCCGCUUCUUCUCUGUCCAUCGAACUGUAAAAACUCCUCGUCACCCGGCAGAAUUAUGGACGAGACGAGUCCGCUUGUCUCUCCGCUACGCGACUCAAAUGAUUUCAGCUACGGUCCCGCAGAGCCCACCAGCCCGCGGGGCGCCUUUGGAGGAACGCCGGGCUCUGUGGUGCGCAUCCCCGCCGGCAGUCCGAGUCGCAGCCGGGAGAGACAGCCGCUUCUGGACCGGGACCGUGGAACCUCACCGCGGGAUCCUCUCCGGAACGAAUUCCCGGAGGACCCCGAGUUCAGAGAGAUCAUCCGCAAGGCCGAGCGAGCCAUCGAGGAGGGGAUCUACCCAGAGAGGAUCUACCAAGGAUCCAGUGGUAGCUAUUUUGUCAAAGACUCUCACGGGAAGAUCAUUGGUGUGUUCAAACCUAAGAAUGAAGAGCCCUACGGCCAGCUUAACCCCAAAUGGACUAAGUGGCUCCAGAAACUGUGCUGUCCAUGCUGUUUUGGUCGCGACUGUUUAGUUCUCAAUCAGGGCUAUCUCUCAGAGGCCGGCGCUAGCCUGGUCGACCAGAAACUUGAGCUCAAUAUUGUUCCCAGGACCAAGGUGGUAUACUUGGCGAGUGAAACUUUCAACUACAGCGCCAUAGACAGGGUCAAGUCUCGAGGGAAAAGGCUCGCUUUGGAGAAGGUCCCAAAAGUGGGUCAGCGCUUCCAUAGGAUUGGACUGCCUCCUAAGGUUGGCUCCUUCCAGCUCUUUGUGGAUGGGUACAAGGAUGCAGAUUUCUGGCUUCGCAGGUUUGAAGCCGAGCCUCUGCCGGAGAACACCAACCGUCAGCUUCAGCUGCAGUUCGAACGGCUUGUAGUCCUCGAUUACAUCAUCAGGAACACAGGCAUGGGAAAUGACAACUGGCUUCUCAAAUAUGACUGCCCUAUGGACCCUGUGGGGAACAGGGAAACAGACUGGGUUGUGGUGAAGGACCCAAUAAUCAAGCUGGCAGCCAUAGACAAUGGUCUAGCCUUUCCUCUCAAACAUCCUGACUCCUGGAGAGCAUAUCCUUUCUACUGGGCAUGGCUCUCCCAAGCCAAAGUUCCUUUCUCCCAAGAAAUCCGAGAGCUGGUCCAACCAAAACUCUCUGACCCAAAUUUUAUCAAAGACCUCGAAGAGGACCUCUAUGAACUAUUCAAAAAAGACCCUGGUUUUGACAGAGGACAGUUCCAUAAGCAGGUUGCUGUCAUGAGGGGGCAGAUUCUGAACCUGUGCCAAGCCCUAAAGGAUGAUAAAACGCCGCUGCAGUUGGUCCAGAUGCCCCCGGUGAUUGUUGAAACAGCCAGAGCCCCCCAAAGAGCAAAUAGUGAGUCAUACACACAGAGUUUCCAGAGUAGAAGACCUUUCUUCACCUGGUGGUAGGGAGCAUGCAUUGGGAGGCGGAGAAGCAGGAGAAAAGAGUACAGGUUUGUCGCUUGGAAAUGGAUUUAAUUACCACCGUCCCCUCCUCCCCGAAUGGACACUGUAAUUACUGAAAGUGAGUGUGUGGGUAGAAAGAUGAGGCAAAAAGGGGAAGAAUUUUACAUCGGCUCUUCCUUGUUUGCCUUGGUGCCUUGUUUGGAUGUGAAGAAGUUUGAAAUAUUCCUUUUUGCAACGAGAAUUCGAAUGGACUCCCCACGGGGCACGUGUGAUCGCCCACGUGUGCAUGCCAAUCAGUCAAAAACAGAGGUUGUCUAACCGAAGAUGGGAGAUGUCUCAUCCCACAUCAAUAUUUUCUUCAUGCCGCUCUGCCUUUUAACAUUCACCUGCAUAGUCACCACUCCCACACUGUUUAAUGGACCGCACUGGUAUGGCCUAUUUUAAACCAAUAGUGGUCAUUAGUAUUUAAACCCUGAAAGUUUAGGAAAUGGACACACUGAGCACGUGUCGACACGGUGAGCACGAAAUGUGAAGUGGUUUCACAGCUGGAAAUGGAUUCUACCAACAGUUGACUUGACGUUGUUCAAGUCAUGUGGGGUGCUUAGAGAAGGCGUUUGUUACGCUGAAAUCAUUACAAGCCUAAUUAUUCCGCUUUCACCAAUGAGUUAAUUGACCAGUGAAGAAAACAGAAUCGACUGCCAGAAUUGAGGAGAGUGUUGUUGAUUUAUUGGUUUCUGAUAAUUACUUCAUUUUCUAGUCUUUUUCUCACUUGUCAGGUGGAACUGCAUAAAGUAACUUCCUGCUGUACAGAACAGACAUGAAAUGUAUUGUGACAAUGCACUGUAUAAUUUGUAUGUAAUAUUUAAUAAUAGAUUAUAAUAAUAAUAAAUCUUCCAUUCAUACAGGUAA
Molecule: messenger RNA, 2411 nt
Organism: Phyllopteryx taeniolatus (common seadragon)
Lineage: Eukaryota; Metazoa; Chordata; Actinopteri; Syngnathiformes; Syngnathidae
Gene: pi4k2a
Product: phosphatidylinositol 4-kinase type 2 alpha
Exons: 9
Coding region: 162-1505 (447 amino acids)
Biological process (GO): phosphatidylinositol phosphate biosynthetic process; Golgi organization; endosome organization
Cellular component (GO): plasma membrane; lysosomal membrane; trans-Golgi network
Molecular function (GO): 1-phosphatidylinositol 4-kinase activity
Source: RefSeq, a predicted model, not a curated record